Volvox carteri f. nagariensis is the source of this 687-nucleotide messenger RNA. RefSeq lists its product as uncharacterized. The transcript has 3 exons. The record is from RefSeq and is a predicted model, not a curated record. Lineage: Eukaryota; Viridiplantae; Chlorophyta; Chlorophyceae; Chlamydomonadales; Volvocaceae. Bases 1 to 687 code for a protein of 228 amino acids.
AUGAUACUUAAGUGCCUCACCAUGGCACCCCGCCCAGUAUUCUGCCACCAAGGGGACGCUUGGUGGUUAAUAAUUAGCCAGGUGCAGCUGUCAAUGAAGGUUUUGGUAAAUUCGGUCUCCGGCACUCAAGGGACACCCAAGGGACACCCAAGGGACACCCAAAAGACAGGGAAGCGACACCAAAAGGACAUGGAAGAGACACCAAAGGGACAUGGAAGGGACACCCAAUUGGGUGUCCCUUGCAAGGGACACCAUAGGGACACCCAAGGAAUGCCCAAGGGGCACCCAAGGGACACCCAAGGGGCACGGGAGGGAUACCCAAGGGGCACGGGAGGGAUACCCAAGGGCACCAAAGGGACACGUGGAAGGGACACGGUACCCUCCGGUGGCAGGGUGGUACAGGAGGGUAUCCUUCGGUGGCAGGGUGGUACAGGAGGGUACCCUCCAGUGGCAGGGUGGUACAGGAGGGUAUCCUCCGGUGGCAGGGUGGUACAGGAGGGUACCCUCCGGUGGCAAGGUGGUACAGGAGGGUACCCUCCGGUGGCAAGGUGGUACAGGAGGGUACCCUCCGGUGGCAAGGUGGUACAGGAGGGUAUCCUCCGGUGGCAGGGUGGUACAGGAGGGUACCCUCCGGUGGCAAGGUGGUUCAGGAGUAGGGUUGGAAGUCAUCUAAGACUAAACUUCUAA